AUGCGGGUACUCCUCUGUUUGGCCACUUUCGCUCUCUCAUACACUCUUGCCUGUGAAGACGGAGUUGACAAUAUCCUCAGAAUUCAUGAUUCAUUGAAAGGAAAAGGCAGAAUAGCCUUCGAAAAUGUCGAACUUCUCACCUAUGAUGGCCAUAAAAACCCGGCUUGUGAUGAGGGCAAGGGAGUCUGGAAUUUUCCCGGAUUUUUCCGACUCAAAUCGGGCAAAGUCAAGGUGACCAAAGCGGUGAAAGAGUCAGAGGGAGAGUUGAAAUUGGCGCUUUCUUUGGAGAAAAACUCGUGGAUCAUCGGAACAGUUUGCGAGAAUGGAAAGAGCAAAAAUCAAUUUGUGCCAGCUGAGAUCUGUGACUUCCCAUUGUGCAAAUUUGCCCAAGACAAAUGCAAGAUGAUCGAGCAAGCUGGAGAGUUCGACUUGACCGAGUUGACCUCGACAAUGGGCCCAGAUAACAAUGGAUUGAUCGAUAUGGGACCAUUGCCGAUCCCACAAAUUGAUGGAGAAUGGGCUCUUUCGGUGAAAUUGAUGCAAGGUGCCCGUAAAUUGGCGGGUCUUCAAGUCCAAGAGGACGAUCAAUGGUUCAAAGUGGCCGCCGACUCGUUGAACAUCGCCGAUGUUGUGAAGAAGACAUCCAAGCCACAACCAGCUCCUCCUGGCGCUCAAGUUCAUGAUGAAUUC
Molecule: messenger RNA, 690 nt
Organism: Mesorhabditis belari
Lineage: Eukaryota; Metazoa; Nematoda; Chromadorea; Rhabditida; Rhabditidae
Source: the annotation of a GenBank genome assembly